UCAAGAUCACCGGUGAAGCACCACUCGUGCCUUUAUGCGUUGGCGUCACGUUACUUGUGCCCGGGAGUAUAGGUGUCCGUGGAGCGUAUGCGCUUUUACAUCAAGAUGAUCUUGGUCACAGUCUAUUUCCUUUGCAAAUGCUGACAAUUGCUUUGGGUCUAUCGACGGGACUAUUCGCUGCGGCCAUGAUCGUUUAUCCAUCCGGUAAAAAACGCUCACUGUACAUUUCCUUUUAAAAACAUAAUAUGAAACCUGCGCUAUCAUUAUGCGUAUGAGUUCCAAAAGUGGGUUCUCAUCCACUUUAGCUAUGAAAAAAAAAUCACGAAAGCACACCCCAUUCCCUCUCACCGUUGUCACAGUAUUCUCUAUGUAUUCGGACAACAGCCCAUCCAAUAAACAUUCUUCAAAAGCAUUCAUUUUGCCUUCACGGUCACCACGCGAUUCGUUCUUGACCGUCACGGCGGUUGAUAACGACGACGAUCGCCACUUGGGAAUCGAUCAUUACCCUCAGCAUCGUCCAAGUCGUCCAAGUUCCCAGUACAGUCCUAGCCCAAGUUCACAAUACAGUCAACAUUCAAGUCCUCAGCACAGUCAUCGUCCAAGUUCUCAGUACAGUCGUUUACGACCCUUAACGCCAUCGUCGCGAUCCAACAGUGUCGAAAACUUGCGACAUGCCAUGCGUCAAGCCGAAGCUUUGCAGCAAGGGUUUGAAGAAAUGGAAAUGACCGUUUCUCCACAUCACAGCCCAGAUUCCAGCAACAGUUCAACCGCCAUUUCCCGUCGUCGCUCUUUUGCCAAUAUUCCGCGUGAAGAGUAUGCUGCUUUACCGCCAUGUUUCAUUGAUUGCCCGAUGGUCAUGGAUUCGCUUCAGUUGCCAGUGCCAACGCCUGUACGCGAAUAUCUGGCAGAACCGGAUCCGAAAGUGUUGGAAGCAAUGCCGGUUCUUCCGUAUCCAUUGCGCGUCCGCCAGCCAGUCACUCGACGAAUAGAACGUUCCCAUAUGUUCGACCAACAUCCACGCGCCAAAAUCAUCAAUACCACCAAACGUCACAGUCUCGCUUCGGGACAAAUCGAUCGUCUCGUUCAUGCCAAUCGAGAGACCCUGACCCCGCCCAAAGACACGUCCCUUGCUUAUGAAAAUAUACCGUGGAUCCCCAGCGAUAUAUACUGGCAAGAACAAUUGGUCGAUCCCAAUCCAUUCCGCCACCCGCCACGUCAUGGCUAGCGAUAUUUUUAAAAGAACAUGGAUCGAUGAUGAUGAUUUAUUAUUUAUUUUCUCGAGGAAAAUGGAGGAGAUAAGCCAAAAGCAUGCGGGGUUUACCAGGUUUGUGUGAUGAACAG
Molecule: messenger RNA, 1341 nt
Organism: Radiomyces spectabilis
Lineage: Eukaryota; Fungi; Mucoromycota; Mucoromycetes; Mucorales; Radiomycetaceae
Exons: 3
Coding region: 266-1225 (319 amino acids)
Source: RefSeq, a predicted model, not a curated record